AUGGGGAGGACGCGCCCAAAAAAGCUCACCUCGAAGGCCUCAAUCCCCAUUGUCCGGGAACAUGAGAUCGAUAUCAUCGACGAUGAGGUCCAGAAUGCCCUACAACAGGUGGAAACUGGUGUCGAGAAGGCUGAGGAGUCGGAAUUCCAUCUUCAAGCUGCUAUCAGCGCGACCGCCCAAGGAAAAGUAAACGAAGCUCACAUUCCCACACCAGAGACCGUCCUCAGCAAUCUUCGAUAUGACGAGCUCUAUCCCCCCAUCUUCUCGCAGCCGGCGACAUACAUCCGCUUCUCCUCAACUGUCGAGGACUGUUGCGGAUGCCCGUAUAACAUGACCGAAGAGGACGAUGUCUUCUUCAAGAUCAUGAACGAGAAGCGGGAGCCGUCGAACCGGAUCACAGAGGAUCAGUUCGAGGAGGUGAUGUACUUCUUCGAGGAGACGGCACAGACGAAGCAACCAUUUGCAGCUGUAGAUAGCCCUCCUGUCCUGAGCUUCGCAGAGAUGCAAGACUCGAUGGAUGCAACUGUAGAGGAGAGCGUCAAGCGUUUUGCAAAGGACAUAUAUGAGCACUGGAAGUUGCGAAGGAUUGCCGCUGGGAACCGCCCACUCCUACCGAGUCUCAAGUUCGAAACCGGUCAAGAUACCGAUGAUACAGACCCGUAUGUCUGCUUUCGUAGGCGUGAAGUCCGUCAGAUUCGGAAGACCCGCGGCAGAGAUGCCCAAAGUGCCGAUAAACUGCGCAGGCUCAGAAAGGAGCUGGAAGAUGCUCGACAGUUGGUUGCACUGGUGCGCCAGCGGGAGUUGGCAAGAAAAGAGAUGCUCUCCAUGGAGCGGCAGAUUUUCCUGCAGCGUUCCGAGGUGAAGGAGAUGAAGAGAAAACUCAACAUCAAAGACGAUGACGAGGAUCUCAUCAACCAGAAGCCAAAGAAGAAGCCUGCGGAGGCGCCAGCUGCACAACGGCCGACCGCUCCUCAGAUCCGGAUGCCACAGAAGCCCGGUACGCAGGCUGCGGACGACCUGCAACUGCUGGAAGAUGUCCAGGCGGAGAAAGAAAACGAGAUUCUGCGGGAUAUCAAGCAGAACAUCGCGAAGCAUAUCAAGUGGAACGAGGGCUAUGUGGAUUUCACAAGAGCGCCUCUCUCACCACCUCCGGAGAAAACCUUCCGAGCCGCAUUCCGCCCGGCAAUCACCACCCAAUUGCCAACUCCUCCUUCUUCAGAUUCGUCCGACAAUAUGAUGUUGGACUCUGCGUUAGAUACUGCCAAUUCCCUCUCCUUCCGAGAUAAGCUAGUCCCUCGUACAUGGGAGAUGAACGAGGACACCAGCAGGAUACCAUCUUUCAGGAGGCGCAUUGGGCGCGGCGGUCGGUUGAUGAUUGAUCGUCGAAACCUGGUGUCGCGGUGUAGAAUCGAGAUGGAUCCGCUGAAGGCUGAUCGAUUCAAGUAUGAUCGGGAGGAUUCGGACGAUGAAUCAGAACUCGAAUGUGAUCCGUACGAUGUCCAGAUCAUGCAACAUCGUGCCAUAAUGGCUGCUAAAGCACGAGAUCAAGCUGCUGCUGCCGCCCAAGCACAUGCGCAGGCUCAAGCAGCGCAAGCGCAAGCACAGGCUCAAGCGCAGAAACGGUUGCAGGCCGAACAGACCACAACCAACAACGGGCCCCCGAACAUGGGGCAGACAAUGGGAUCGAACCCCGGGCCUGGUGCCGUCGCCUCAACUUCGUGA
Messenger RNA from Aspergillus lentulus, 1722 nucleotides. NCBI's taxonomy places the organism in Eukaryota, Fungi, Ascomycota, Eurotiomycetes, Eurotiales, Aspergillaceae. The record is from RefSeq and is a predicted model, not a curated record.